AUGGUGGGAGCUGGGGCAGGGAGUGCGCCCCGGGCCGGUGCAGGCGAGACCCCAGGACAGUUUACAGUGACUGCCUUACAGGAACAUGUUUUUGCUUCACUUCGAGGAGAAGCUGAGCUCAGUUGCCAGCUGUUCCCACCACAGAGUGCAGAGCACAUGGAGAUACGCUGGUUCCGGAACCGCUACACACAACCUGUUCACUUGUACAAGAAUGGUAAAGAUAUAUAUGGAGAAACAGUUUCCAAGUACGUGGAGCGAAUAGAAUUCCUGAAAGAAGACAUUGAAGAGGGCAAAGUGACCAUCAGGAUCCUUAAUGUCAGCGUUGAUGAUGAUGGGCUAUACCACUGUUUAUUCCAAGAUGGUGAAUUCUAUGAUGAAGCAAUCACAGAACUGAAGGUCACUGCUACAAGUUCAGAAGUACAGAUUAUUGUGCAUUCUCCCAGUAUCAAAGGUAUUUUAGUGGAAUGUAACUCAGAAGGUUGGUUCCCACAGCCUCAUAUGGAAUGGAGAGAUGACAGUGGAAUGACCAUUACACCUACAACAGAAUCCCAUUCACAGAAUAAAGACAAACUAUUCAACAUGAAGAUGGCUCUUCUGCUUAGCUCCCUUAGAAAUGUCACUUGUAACCUUCGAAAUCCUUUGACUGGUCAAGAGGAGAUGACAAGCCUUAUUCUGCCAGGUGAGAUAAGUGUAUUUUUCCUUUAA
This is a messenger RNA of Sorex araneus (European shrew), 705 nucleotides long. Its product is annotated as selection and upkeep of intraepithelial T-cells protein 1-like. The coding region runs from base 1 to 705 and encodes 234 amino acids. Gene Ontology annotation, biological process: T cell receptor signaling pathway; regulation of cytokine production. The record is from RefSeq and is a predicted model, not a curated record. NCBI's taxonomy places the organism in Eukaryota, Metazoa, Chordata, Mammalia, Eulipotyphla, Soricidae. Gene Ontology annotation, cellular component: external side of plasma membrane. Gene Ontology annotation, molecular function: signaling receptor binding. The transcript is spliced from 3 exons.